Messenger RNA from Conger conger (European conger), 5938 nucleotides. RefSeq names its product zinc finger protein 711-like. The transcript has 10 exons. Gene Ontology annotation, molecular function: RNA polymerase II cis-regulatory region sequence-specific DNA binding; metal ion binding; DNA-binding transcription factor activity, RNA polymerase II-specific. The record is from RefSeq and is a predicted model, not a curated record. Gene Ontology annotation, cellular component: nucleus. The coding region runs from base 1126 to 3408 and encodes 760 amino acids. Gene Ontology annotation, biological process: regulation of transcription by RNA polymerase II. NCBI's taxonomy places the organism in Eukaryota, Metazoa, Chordata, Actinopteri, Anguilliformes, Congridae.
ACGUGCCUGCAUGAAAACUCUUGAGUAUAGUAAAAGGACUCAACUUCGACAACAUCUAUUUGCGAGUCCACAUUCUGUAUUGCAUCCAGAUUUACACUCUUUAAAGUUAAAGAAUGUCUAACCUGCUACCGUACUAUUAAUUUGAAGUCUCGGGGCUUUCAUGAAACAACAUAAUCCAAUUCCAUAAAAGUCGUUGAUGCGAAACAAACGCAUUGUGAAUUUUACAAAUAUGUUAAUAUUGCUUUAGUUCACAAAAUUGUUUGCAAGAAAAAAUGCCUACAGAGCAUCUCGAGGCGGCCUGUCAAUUCGCUAUAAAUUAUAUUAGAAUUUAGCCAUUAACUUACAUUACCCCGGUAUUCAUCGUCAGAACACGCUUCGCUUUAAAAAAAAUAUCUACCGUGUGGCUUGUUUUAUUUGACUAACUUAGUUCAUGUCUACUUCAUAUGCUGUAUAUUUUCCGUAAACUGCCCGUAGAUGUGCCUGGAUGGUGUUGCCUAAAUUAUACUCUGCAGUCGGGGAUGAAGCUGUUCUUGCGCGCCAGUGCCUGGGGAUUCUUCUGUAACGUUGCAGUUUAUGCGGGAUCAAAACCAAGCCCAAUUUCGCCGUCAGUGAAAUUAAAUUUUUCAACUCCAAGGAAGAAAAACAAUACCUUGCUGUAUACAAACCGCGACACUUCUGCAGUCGGUAUAUUCGUGCCCUGCAACACCUUGCUAGCUAGCUAACCCUGAAAAAUUGCUGGAGCUUUUCACUAGUGACGUAGAAGAAACAGAACCAGGUUGCGGCGGAGGCCCUACUCCUCCCUCCCUCCUCUCUUUCAGCGAGCAGCCUGAUUGGACCGGGCCUGGAAAACAGCUCAGAAAUCACAAUGUAUAGGCCUCGACAUCUGCACCGUGGGAAUAAUAACCAAACAGUGUAAUUCAAAUAAAUGUGGACAUGACAUUUCCACAGGACAGGAAACGAGGACUGUAAAACAGAGUGGAAUCUUGUAAGCCUACUGUAAAAAACUGUUCAAGACAUCACUCUCAGUUAUUGUCCUCCCUGCAAGCAGAGAACAAGCCGAUCGACAAUUGCUUCAGUUGAAAGAGGACAGUGCAGCAAAUGUGAAGCUUUUGAGAAGAAGGGAUAAUGGACGGUGAUGGAGGGGUCUUGGAACUUCAGCUGCAUGAUUCAAAAAUGCCCCAUACAAUGAUAAUGCAGGACUUUGUUGCGGGCAUGGGCGGAAUGGCUCACCUGGACGGCGACCACAUCGUGGUGUCGGUGCCGGAGGCGGUGCUGGUCUCUGACGUGGUGACGGACGAGUGCAUCACGCUGGAGCCCGGGCUGGAGACGGAGGUCAUGGAGGGGCCGGACAUCGGGCCCGACGACGUGGUGGCGGAAGAGGAGCUGAUCGUGGCCGAGUCCAUGCUGGGGACCGAGGUGGACAUUCAGGAGACGGUGGAUUCCGACCACCACGUUCUGACCGCCGACCUCAUUGAGGAGUCGGUGCACGUCCCCGACCAGGUCUUUGAGAUGGUGUCCGGUGAAGUCAUGGUCUCCAACUGUGACCUGGAGACGGUGAUCCAGGCGCACGAGGGUAUGGAGCCUUCCACGGUUACCAUCAAACCACAGGAUGACGAGGAUUGCAGGAGUACAUCCGAGGACUACCUGAUGAUUUCUUUGGAUGAAGUUGGGGAAAAAAUAGACCAAGGAAACACUCAGCUGAAGAUGAAUUCAGACGUUACACAAGAUGCUGGGUCCAAGGACGGUGCUUACAACUCAGAGGUCAUCAAGGUGUACAUCUUCAAAGCGGAGGCCAGCAACGAUGUGGAAAUAGGCGGCACGGAGGUGGUGACGGAGGCUGACUUCCACAGCGGUCGCGCCGUGCUCGAGCCGAGCGGCGUCGGCAGGCCGUCGCGAGAGAAAAUGGUCUACAUGGCCGUGAAGGACUCCUCACAGGAAGACGAGGACAUCAACUCCACAGAGAUUGCGGAUGAGGUUUACAUGGAGGUGAUUGUGGGGGAAGAGGAGGACCCCUCCAUCCAGGAGUCUCUGGAUGACUCGGCUCUCAAUAAGAACUUUGUCUCUGUGGCCUGGGCCCCAGCUUACGGUAACAGCCUGGAAAGCAGACUGGAAGGGAAGAACGGGGCUGCCACGCAGUACCUGCAGAUCACCGACAGCCUGUGCUCCAGCCGAGCGCUCAAGCAGAAGGCCAAGAAGAAGAAGAGAGGAGACGCACGACCCUGCCAGACCGCCGUGAUCAUUGGUCCGGAUGGGCAGCCUUUGACGGUCUACCCCUGCCACAUCUGCGGAAAGAAGUUCAGGUCCCGGGGCUUCCUGAAGUGUCACAUGAAGAACCACCCGGACCACAUGUUCAAGAAGAAGUACCAGUGCACGGACUGCGAUUUCACCACCAACAAGAAGGUCAGCUUCCACAACCACCUGGAGGGCCACAAGCUGAUCGUGAAGAGCGAGAAGGCUCCGGAGUUCACCGAGUACACGCGGCGCUACUGCGAGGCCAGCCCGCUCAACUCCAACAAGCUCAUCCUCCGCGACAAGGAGCCCAGGCUCCACAAGUGCAAGUACUGCGACUACGAGACGGCCGAGCAGGGCCUGCUCAACCGCCACCUGCUGGCCGUGCACAGCAAGAACUUCGCCCACGUGUGCGUGGAGUGCGCCAAGGGCUUCCGCCACCCCUCCGAACUGAAGAAGCACAUGCGCACGCACACGGGCGAGAAGCCCUACCAGUGCCAGCACUGCGAGUUCCGCUGCGCCGACCAGUCCAACCUAAAGACUCACGUCAAGAGCAAGCACGGCGCCGAGCUGCCCUUCAAGUGCGGCCACUGCCCGCAGGCCUUCGCCGACGACAAGGAGCUGCAGAAGCACACCGAGAUCUUCCAGGGCCACAAGACGCACCAGUGCCCGCACUGCGAGCACAAGAGCACCAACUCCAGCGACCUGAAGCGCCACGUCAUCUCGGUGCACACCAAGGCCUUCCCGCACAAGUGCGAGGUGUGCGAGAAGGGCUUCCACCGGCCCUCGGAGCUCAAGAAGCACUCGGAGACCCACAAGGGCAACAAGGUGCACCACUGCCGGCACUGCGAGUUCAGGAGCUCGGACCCGUUCACCCUCAGCCGCCACAUCCUGUCCGUUCACACCAAGGACCUGCCCUUCAAGUGCAAGCAUUGCAGGCGGGGCUUCCGGCAGCACAGCGAACUGAAGAAGCACAUGAAAACGCACAGCGGGAGGAAGGUGUACCAGUGCCAGUACUGCGAGUACAACACCGCGGACGCCUCGGGCUUCAAGAGACACGUCAUCUCCAUACACACCAAGGACUACCCGCACCGCUGCGACUACUGCACCAAGGGCUUCCGCCGGCCCUCCGAAAAGAACCAGCACGUAAUGCGGCACCACAAAGACGUGCUCAUGUAGUGCCGAACAGUCCCUGCCCGCUCUUCCGGAGUUUUCUGAACACGGGAGAGGGGGAGAUGGUUACGUUUAUAUGUAUGACAUUACUGUCCUCUGUUCCAGUGUACCUUUUCCAGGAAUUCAAUUUUAGGUCUUAAAUAUCACAAGCAAAGUGUUGAGACUUGGUGAAGUUUGUUAAAAGGAUUGCAGUUUGUCGGGGGGGGGAGGUGGUAUCGGAUAGGUGCUGUGGUCACUUUUCUUUUUUUACGUGAUGCGGAUUAAUGGCUCAUCAGACAUUCAGGGGUCAAAUGUCAUGUUUACGAAUUUCUGUAGAAUAUUAUAAAAUGCUACCAUUGUUGUCCAUAUCGGGAGUGGUCCUUUAAUGUGUCUGUACGAAAUGACAAAAUCAGUGUUGGUCACUGUCUUUAAGGUGAGCUGCUAUAUCAUCUGUAAAUAUACUGACAGGCAGAAAAUACAACAAAUUCCAUUUAGAAUCUUAAAAAAAUGCAGAACAGUAUGGAUAUUUAUCAUGAACAAGAUUUUGGCUGUAUGUGACUCGUGUGCAAUAUUUCAGCAUUGUUGCAGAUUUUGAAUGUUCUCUAACAGGCGUGUAACAGUGGGUGUAAUAGUGUGUGUGGUGUGUGAUCAUGAUGGGGUCCUUGCACGUUUGGCCCCGUCAUAUUCACCAGCAUUCGUAAUCCGUCUACUCCUACACUUCCAAGUACUCUCCCAUUCACAGUCUCCCAGAGUCACUUCCAAGUAUGGACCAUUCACAGUGUAUUAGGCUGAUCUUGUUUGCAAAUUUGCUGUGGAGUGAAGUCGGCAGUAAAAUAAUAUAGAGGUAUGCACAUCGCAAGGCAAUUAUAGUAUUUUAAUUGAAUUAAAAUUAAAGUACAGCCUGCUCACCCAAACUCAAUAUAAUUAUUUUAUUAUCAAACAAUGUUUCGAUUCAAAGUGGAUCUCCAAAGUGGAACCAAAGUCAGUUUGACCUGACAAAGAUCCACUAUGGGUCGAAACGUUUGAUACCAUUAAAUAAUUUUAUUGAGUUUGGAUGUGCUGGCUCUACUUUAAUCAUGGUGGAAACAAGUCGCCCAUUACACAAUAGAGUUGGUGCCUCACCCUGACACUGCCACUAGAGGGGCUGUUUUCCCCAGCUUUUUGUAUUCCUGGUUAAUUUUGAAUUGGGAACUCCAACUGUGUCCCGUUGAAGGACUGUGUCAGUGUUGGGAGUGUUGGCAGUAAACACUUUAAAUCAGAGUCUCUAUAGAAUGAGUAGCAGUGCUCAAUUUGGUAUAUAUAUUUCUGGUGAAAAUACUCAAUUAUUUGUUGCAUUUCAGUGCCUCUCAGUAUAUGUAUUUUAAGAUGCAUCUUUCUGUCUGCAUCUGCUUUAAUUUGUUUGCCUGUCAGUCUUUGGCUGUGAUACACUGCAUCACAUUAGUGGCCAGCUCAGUGAAAAUCUAUACAUGCAAUUUAACUACAAGCUCUAAUACCUUAAGAUGAAUGAUCAGAUUUUAGAUCUUUGAACAACCUGCAGCAUUCCCACCUCAAGUAGCAUCACACAUUUAUAAUGCUCUGAAUUCAGUCUGGUGCGCACCACCUUUCUGCUUAUCCCAAUGUGACAAGUUUACACAGCUGCAUCAAACGCUCUCUUUGGAUUACGUUCACUGUCAUGCCUCACGUGUGUAAACACCGUUUGUAUUGGCAGAGCUCUGUAAAUUGUUACUACGUCCAAUUUAUUCAUAAACUAAAAUUUUCUCUGCAGGUGAUAUUACAAUCUGAAUGUUAGUGGGUCACUUUAAGAGGUGGAAAAUUCAGGUUCUCAAAGUAAAAGUCUUUUUAGUUCCAAUCGCAUGGAGUUGCUAAUUGGCACAAUUUCUCCACUACCAACUAAUUGGUGAAAUCAGCUGGCAGAUCAUGGGUGGAGGCUGGAGUUUUACUUUCUGACCUGGACUUUCCAGCUCUGAUCACUUUUGAUGUGGUGUUGUGGGGAAUGCAGAUAUUGGAUAGUCAGAAUUUUAUCUGAAAUGAAUGAAUUGAGGGAUCCAAUCUGAAGUGGGACUAUUGCAUAUACUGUUGCUCAUGGUAAUGCAUACUAUUAUUCAAUCACAGUCUAUAAAACACUUUUGGGUAUGGUUGUGCCUUGACCUUAAUACUGUUACUUCUAAUUUCACUUCUUUAAAAUUGUGUUAAUGCAUUCAGUCCCUUGAGGUCCGGUCAUUUUGUCACCAGUGUAAUUAUCCAGAAGUUUCUGUACCGUCCCGCUGAAAAUGGAGUUUAAAGUGAUCCUUCAAAUGCAGAAGUCUGUUGCACUCAGCCUCAGGUUUAAGCGAAGUAAUCUCUUGCCUACUCACAAUAACAAACCACGCUGUAACCCCAAAGUGGUUGAUAUAUGAGCAUUUUUUUUAAAACUGCUUGCCAUUACGGUAGCAUAGUGGUGGCCAUGUCGUAACGCACUGUUCCCUCUCAUGACUCAGAAUGUCUGCAAUAUUAUGAUUUUUUAACCUUUGUUUGCAUUUCUGGUACAGAGGACCCAAAAUAAAUGUUUUUAUAAGAA